AUGACACGAUUACGGUUUCCGCGACGUAAACGGACGAUAGCAGUGAAGCCAAGCCGAGUGGUGGGGACAAAGUAUGGUUUAGUGGAGGGAGUGCGCCUGGUGGAUGAUGGCGACUGCCAGAUUGACGCUUAUCUCGGAAUUCCCUUCGCCAAACCUCCAAUUGGCGCGCUGCGUUUCAAGAAACCGGAACCACCAGAUGCUUGGGAAGGCAUCAGAAAAACUGUGAAGUUUGGCCCACGCGCACCGCAAAAGGAAUUCAUCUGGAGUCGAUGGUUGGCGGCAGUCAAAACCGACGAAGACUGUUUGUACCUCAAUGUUUUUUCGCCAGUACCAACUGCAGCAGCAGCGGAAAAACAGAAUGGUCUUGCUGUAAUGGUGUUUGUGCAUGGCGGUGGUUUUCUGAUCGAUUCUGCCUCAAAAUACGGCGAUAUUGGAAUUUGCAAUAAUUUAUGUCGUCACGAUGUUGUGGUCGUAACGGUGCAGUACCGUCUUGGCUUGCUUGGCUUCUUUUGUACUGGUGACGAGGCGUGUCCGGGUAACAAUGGCUUAUGGGAUCAGGCGAUGGCUCUGAAAUGGGUUCAGGAUAACAUAAGUGCUUUUAAUGGUGAUCCUGGGCGUAUCACAGUGUUUGGCCAAAGUGCUGGUGGCGCAUGUGUUGAUCUCUUGUCGCUUUCCCCAGUAACACGAGGUUAUUGA
Molecule: messenger RNA, 696 nt
Organism: Gongylonema pulchrum
Lineage: Eukaryota; Metazoa; Nematoda; Chromadorea; Rhabditida; Gongylonematidae
Source: the annotation of a GenBank genome assembly